This is a messenger RNA of Caenorhabditis remanei, 1125 nucleotides long. RefSeq lists its product as uncharacterized. NCBI's taxonomy places the organism in Eukaryota, Metazoa, Nematoda, Chromadorea, Rhabditida, Rhabditidae. Bases 1 to 1125 code for a protein of 374 amino acids. The record is from RefSeq and is a predicted model, not a curated record. Gene Ontology annotation, molecular function: serine-type endopeptidase inhibitor activity. The transcript has 5 exons.
AUGGUUUUUUUGUUCUCAAGGACAGUUCUGAAACCAAAAAUCAUCACAAAAUAUCCGUCGAGAAACUAUCAUCACUUUUUUUCCAGAAAUCCCGCUACCGGCCCGUGCACAUUAAACAACGACGGAUUAAAGUGCAAUGAGAAUGGAUACUACGAAACAGUGCAAUGCAACAAAGAAUCAUGUUAUUGUGUGACUCCACAUACCGCUCUGGUUGCCUAUGACACAAGAACGAACAACCCAAAAACAGCGCCAAAGUGUGGAACCUGCCUUACCUACCUCCAAAAACUAUUCGCUAAUGGAGAUCCACCAGAAAAUAGCUUCGUGCCAAAAUGUGACGUAGGCAAAGGGGACUUUGAGCCAGUGCAAUGUGACAGUGCAAAGAAUCAAUGUUACUGUGUGGACACCAAUACGGGAAGAGAGGUACCAGGGUCCAGGAAGCCAUUGAGCAAUACUACAAAGAUGAAUUGCAUGAAAAUUGACUUCUCAAUCGACUCAUUUGUUGACUUCCCCAAAUUCGAAAAAUCCGACGCUAUAAAACCAAAAACCGACCAACCAAUCGGAAAGCCAUGGUGUGCAAGCAACAGAGACGCUGGUCACACUUGCAGUCAGAACAAGACCACCAUCCGCUACUGGUUCGAUGUCGAGACAUUCCUCUGCUACCCAUUCGAAUAUAAGGGAUGUGGAGGGAAUCAGAAUAACUAUAGAACAAGUAGCGAGUGCUCGUUUGAUUGUGUCCUGCAAGACUACUUCUCAUGUGCCAUGCAAUCGCAGCCAGCCAGAAAAUCGAAUGGUCAAUGGUAUACAUGUGGAGAUGGAGGGGCUCCACCACUACCACUAGGUAUGACCACUACUACGACACCUGGACCGAAACUUACUUCUGAUGGAUGUCCCAAAGGAUACUCCUGCAUGAUGGGCGCCUUUUUUGGAAUGUGUUGUGAGGAGAAUCUUACGAACCGAUACUAUGAAGCAUUCAAACCAAAAUGCAAAAACAACAAGAAUGUAUUGGAGACAAAACAUGACGAGUACUCGAGUGCUAUGAUCGGAAAGUCGUGCUCCGAUAAAUUCUGCCCGAGUAGUCAUACUUGUGAACGGAACGAAUUUUUCGCGUUUUGUUGUCCGAAGUGA